Molecule: messenger RNA, 1198 nt
Organism: Prorocentrum cordatum
Lineage: Eukaryota; Dinophyceae; Prorocentrales; Prorocentraceae
Source: the annotation of a GenBank genome assembly
AUGCUGGGGCUGAUGAUGGCGAUCAUGCUGUUUCAGGUGGAGGGCGUCAGAUCCACUGCCAGGCGGGCCCCGCCAGCUGCGGCGCUCCCGAAGAUACAGCGCCGUGGCCUGCACGCCUGGCAGACCUCGGGCACCGACUUCUUCGAGGGCCACAAGAGCGACCUGCUGAGCGGCGGCUGCCCCCCGAGGCUGCUGGUGCACGCGCAGAUGGACGCGACGGCGCGCCAGUACAUGAGGGCCUGCAGGAAGUUCUGCAACUGGGCAGAGGAGCAGGAGGUCGAGAUCUACCCGAGCUGGCGCCUGGAUAAGGCGAUCAGUGUCUACCUGGACGUCCUGUGCUUCGACGACGAGAUCGGCGUCGGUGAGGGCAAGAGCUUGACCUCGGGCAUGCUGGCCAUGUACCCAGCGCUUCGCCUCCCGGAGGCCUACCGCGCCCUGAAGGCCUGGGAGGGUCUCCGCCCCACGGUGCAAGGCUCGCCCAUCGGCGUCCCGCUGCUGAUGGAGAUCGUGGACCAGAUGUCUCACUACGGCGAGGACGGCCUCACAGCAGCGGACGCCGCUCUGCUCGCCUUCGACUGCUACCUCAGGGAGCAGGACUGGGAGCUGAUGAGGGUUUCGGACGUCGUCUCGGCCGACGGCGUGACCGCGAUCCGGCUGGGCGUCCAGGAGCGCGGCGAGCGGGUCAAGACAGGGCAAGAGCAGGGCGUUUUGAUUGACUACCCCGGGACCCAGAGGAUGCUUCUCAACCGUAUCCAGGGCAAGAAAGAGGACGAUCGCAUUUUCCCCAUCAGCCAGAACCUGAAGGAGCUGGGUAGCCAGAAGUACCAUGACCUCGGUGAGCGGCCCAAGAGGCCGCGGUCCUGAGCUGAAAGCUGUGAGUGCUUGGGUUUCUGUUUAGUUCGGAGGCGGGCCUCGCUUUUACCCUCUCCGCCCCCCCUUUCUCGCUUUGCCCGCCUCAAGUGUCCUGAAGGACCCCUUACAGGAUUCCGGGAGUGGCCGUGCAUGACUGUCUAGAUUCGCGCUCGUGGAGCGCGAGUGCGAGGCCUGUCAAUAACUUCGGCCACUGCGAGGUUGCUCGCAUUUCUCGCGAAACAGUUUCUUGUGCGGCAGGAGUCCGAGGAAAAACAUGUGCGAUAGUGCUCUCUCUUGUUUAACUCGUUCGAGCUGUCGCUCCCCCCCGGCGUCCCUUCAAAGCUAG